UCAGUCAUGGCAGCCUGCAGCAGUUUGUUGUCGGAAGAGGAGCUCCAGUGCUCCAUCUGUCUGGAUGUGUUUACCAAUCCAACAUCUACUCCAUGUGGCCACAACUUCUGCAUGAUCUGUAUAAAAAAAUACUGGGAUAGCAGUACUCGCUACGAGUGUCCAGUUUGUAAAACAGAUCUACCCCAGAAAUUUGAUCUUCGUGUAAAUACUUUUAUUUCUGGGUUGGCUGCUGAGUUUAAGAAAUCAGUUCAGGUGAAAUCCAGCAGCUCUGCAGUGGAACCGUCUUCCUCCCAGUCUGAAAAGGUGAUGUGUGACACCUGCACUGAGGAGAAGCUGGAGGCUGUAAAGUCCUGUCUGGAUUGUGGAGUUUCUUACUGUAACUCUCAUCUGAUGCCUCACAAAACUGCAGCUAAACUCAAGAAACACAAACUGAUCGAUCCUGUAGAGAACCUGGAGGAUUACAUCUGCCAGAAACAUCAGAAACCUCUGGAGAUGUUCUGUAGAAACGACCAGACAUGUGUGUGUCAGUUUUGCACUGAGUCCGACCACAAGUACCACAUUGUUGUUCCUGCAGAGGAGGAGAGUCAUAAAAAGAAGGCUCAACUGGGUGAGACAAUAGCAGAACUUCAACAGAUGAUUCAGGACCGACUGCAAAAGAUUAAGGAACUCGAACAGUCUGUAGAGCUGAACAAGAAAAACACAGAGAAGGAGAAAGCCGACAGUAUGAAGGUGUUCAGAUCUCUGAUGAGCUGCAUUGAGAGAAACCAGGCUGAGCUGAUUAAAGUGAUGGAAGAGAAGCAGAGAGCAGCAGAGCGACAGGCUGAAGAGUUCAUUAAAGAUCUGAAGCAAGAAAUCACUGAGCUAAAGAGGAGAAACACUGAGCUGCAGCAGAUCAACACUGAUGAUCAUAUCCACUUUCUACAGGUGUACCCAUUCCUGCAUAGCGCUUCAUCCACCAAGGACUGGAAUGAAAUCAGGCUUGAAAGUCGUGUAAGUGUUAAGACUCUGAGAGAAGCUCUGUCUAAGCUUCAAGAAUCUCUCAGUAAGGAAAUUGAGAAGCUUCCUGAGAUUGAUCUGAAGAGAAUUCAGCAAUAUGCAGUGGAUGUGACUCUGGAUCCCGAUACAGCAAAUUCUAAACUCAUCCUGUCUGAUGAUGAAAAACAAGUAACACAUGGAGACAAACGACAGAAUCUCCCUGAUAGUCAGGAGAGGUUCAUUAGCUGCCCCUGUGUACUGGGAAAGCAGGGAUUCUCUUCAGGAAGAUUUUACUAUGAGGUGCAGGUCUGUGGAAAGACAGACUGGGCUUUAGGAGUUGCCAAAGAGUCCAUUAACAGGACGGGGAAGGUGAUAUUCAGUCCGAGGUUUGGAUACUGGAUCGUAUGGCUGAGGAAUAAGACUGAAUAUGACGCUUGUAACUCACCUCCUGUUCCUCUCUCAUUGAAACAGGCUCCUCAGAAGGUGGGAGUGUUUGUGGAUUAUGAGGAGGGUUUGGUCCUCUUCUAUGAUGUAGAUGCCAGGUCUCAUAUCUACAGUUUUACUGAUCAGUCUUUCAAGGGAGGACUUUAUCCAUAUUUUUGUCCCUCUGUCAAUUAUAGAGGUACAAACUCAGCACCACUGAUCAUCACACCUGUCGACCAUGAAGAUUCGUUUCUUUCAGAAGUCAUCAUGAGUAGAUAA
Molecule: messenger RNA, 1677 nt
Organism: Trichomycterus rosablanca
Lineage: Eukaryota; Metazoa; Chordata; Actinopteri; Siluriformes; Trichomycteridae
Product: E3 ubiquitin-protein ligase TRIM21-like
Exons: 6
Coding region: 7-1677 (556 amino acids)
Molecular function (GO): zinc ion binding; protein binding
Source: RefSeq, a predicted model, not a curated record